AUGUACUUUGAUUACUACUCUGUCAAGACUUUUAUGUCAGAUAUAAUGGAGUCUUUUAUUGAUAAAACUUUGCAGCUAAUUACUUUAGAGAGAGAUGCUGAGACAUUGGAGAGCCUGGAAAAUGUGUCCAAACAGAUGGAAUGUCUAUCCAAGUUGGAGUCUCAUGGGAUUUGUCUCUCAAGACUACAUGUUGGCUCCCAACACAUAGGACUGUACGGUAGACUUGUGGUCACCCUUGAGCCAAGUUUAGCUGGUCACAAGCAAUUGCCAUCCACGUCUAUCACUUCAGGGGAUAUUGUUGGUGUGUAUUCCCGUGGAAAACCAGUGUCAGACAAUGAUCUAUCGGGGAUAGUGUUGCGCAAAGACAAAAUCUCACUAGCAGUGGCAUUCGACCAAAUUGACAACUCUUUGGACCUGACUGCACACGAUGGAGCUCUUGUUGUGAUAAAGCUCGCCAAUGAUGUUACCUACCGUAGGAUGAAGAGAGCUCUUGAAGAUCUGAGAACUGGUAAAAGAUGUCAGCAUCUAGCAAGAGUUCUGUUUGGAGAGCAAGUGUUAAGUCCUCCAGACCCAAGAUUUGUCGCAAUGUUAUCCUGUUCAACUGAAGCGGAACAGUUUUCCUUCAUCAACAAAAGUUUAAAUGAGAGUCAGAGAAUAUCAGUUUUGUUUGCGCUUUCCCGGCCUGAUGUAGCUGUGAUCCAUGGCCCUCCAGGCACAGGCAAGACCACCACUUUGGUGGAACUCAUUCUACAGUCUGUCAAACUGGGGCAAAAGGUGUUGGCAUGUGCCCCUUCCAAUAUUGCUGUUGAUAACAUGGUAGAGCGCCUAGCACAAGGGAAUGCCAGGGUGGUAAGACUUGGUCACCCUGCCAGACUAUCUGAAUCGAUACAGAGACUGUCACUAGAUGCAUUGCUACACAGUGUAGACUCUGCUCAAAUCAUUAUGGAUGUCCGCAAGGACAUCAAAAAAGCUCUUACAAGCCUUCAUCAAAGUCGUGGUUCAGCUGAUAGAAGCAAAUGGAGAGGUGAACUAAAAAUCUUGCGGAAAGAGCUACAAAACAGGGAACAGAGAGCUAUUAAGGAUUUGCUAAAAGGUGCUGAUGUGAUCUUGUCCACAACUACAGGGGCCUCACUGGAAGGUCCUUUGAAACAUCUUCCUAAAACCCAUUUUGGACUGACUGUCAUUGAUGAGUGUGCCCAGGCAGUGGAGGCUGGUUGCUGGAUUCCUCUUCUUCACUCCCCUAAGUGUGUGUUAGCAGGGGACCAUAAGCAGCUGCCACCCACCAUCCUUUCCAAAGAAGCCGCUGAGAAUGGCUUGUCCCUCAGUUUGAUGGAGAGAGUAAUUGAGCUCUACCAAGACAAUAUCACUACCGUGCUCACCGUCCAGUACAGAAUGCACAAGCACAUAAUGUCUUGUUCUUCAAAAUUCUUCUACAAAGACAAGUUACAACCACAUUUUUCUGUCUCCGAACAUACUCUAAGUGAUCUAGACGGGGUGUAUGCUGACCAGCUGACUAACAUCCCCCUAGUAUUCAUAGACACCGCAGGCUGUCACAUGACAGAAUUAGAAACACAAGAUGAGCAGUCCAAGGGAAAUGAAGGUGAGGCCGAUCUGGUGGUGCAUCAUCUGAAGGCCCUGGUUGGUGCUGGACUCUCCUCCACUCAGUUGGCCGUCAUUGCUCCAUAUAGUCUACAAGUUGAACUGAUAAGAAAGCGGUUGGUGUUUAUUGGUAACCCAAUGUCUUCCAUUGAGGUGCACACAGUGGAUGGUUUCCAAGGUCGAGAAAAGGAGGUAGUGGUCAUCUCGUUCACUCGCUCCAACAAUAAAGGUGAGUAUGGGUUUCUGCGUGAAAGCAGACGGACCAAUGUGGCUGUCACUAGAGCUAGACGCCACCUCGUGCUCAUUGGAGACUCUAGCACCAUAUCACAGGAGUGCUUCAUCAAAGAGCUAGUAGACUACUGUCACCAGCACGGGGAAGUAUGGAGUGCUCAAGAAUACAUAAAUGACCCCAGUUUUGAGAGUGGGAGCUACCAUACACCUCCCUCACCGAAAAGCAAGCCACAUAGCAUGGAUCCAAGCUCUUCACUUAAAAGAACAAGUAAAGACAAACAUCAUUCUAAAGCAAACAAUACAGUAACAUCCAGCCUGUCUAGCACCGUCAAAUGGGGGAACAGUGUUCCAAACCAGCUGACAGAGACUACUUCUUUUGAGAUCAUGCUCUCAGAGUUUUGCGAUGGACCCACAACUAUACUGACAUUCUCAAGUUCUUUGACGGGCAAUGAACGCAGAAUCAUCCAUGAAAUAAGUGAGAGAAUGGGCUUGCUUCAUGAGAGUAGAGGAGAAGGAAGUGAGAGGUUUAUUGAAGUGCAGAAAAAGAGAUCCCAGUAUUCUUCUCCAGUUUCUGUUAUUGAAGAGAUCACCGCUGCUGAAACUGACUCCUGUAAAACUGUUGCCAAUAUAAAAGCCGGCACAACAGGUGAUAGACUUGUACGGACUGAUGUCAGCGAUUGUUUAGAAAUCAGCAACGUCACUAACGCAUCAUCUACAGCAUCAUCUAACCAGAGGAAAACUAGUGUUAAAAAAAAGCCAGAACAGAAAGUGAUAACAAAAAACUCUAGUGAAGAUCUUGAUUCACUAAUUUCAGAAAUGAGUAAACUGGACUCAACGUGUGCUCAUUCCAAGUGUAAAAAAAGUAUCAAACUGUUCAGUGUAAAGUGUCGUCACUGCUCUCGGAGGCAUUGUGUGGAGCAUAGCCUGCCUGAAGUGCAUGGAUGUGGAGAUGCCGCGAAGAGAAGUGCCAGAAUGUCAGCAAGCAGCAAGUCUAUAAGAAGUAGUACCUCAAGCAAUGUUGACAGAGCUAGACUGCAGAAGAAACUUCACAGCAAAAUCGAUAAGAUGUCAAAAAAAGGCAAUCCACGUACACUAUCAUAAUUUACUGCUGUUGUGGAAUACACUCCUCGCUCAAUUGUAUGGAUAUAAUUAUUUAUGUUCACAUAAUUUCAUUCUGUGCUUUGCAGCUCACUUGGAAUUGUUCUGGUGAAUUAUUAAGUAUACAUGUAAAGAAA
Halichondria panicea is the source of this 3065-nucleotide messenger RNA. Its product is annotated as DNA-binding protein SMUBP-2-like. The transcript has 21 exons. The record is from RefSeq and is a predicted model, not a curated record. Gene Ontology annotation, molecular function: DNA binding; zinc ion binding; ATP binding. Gene Ontology annotation, cellular component: cytoplasm; nucleus. NCBI's taxonomy places the organism in Eukaryota, Metazoa, Porifera, Demospongiae, Suberitida, Halichondriidae. The coding region runs from base 1 to 2931 and encodes 976 amino acids.